Molecule: messenger RNA, 1441 nt
Organism: Mercurialis annua (annual mercury)
Lineage: Eukaryota; Viridiplantae; Streptophyta; Magnoliopsida; Malpighiales; Euphorbiaceae
Product: zinc finger CCCH domain-containing protein 1
Exons: 3
Coding region: 219-1208 (329 amino acids)
Biological process (GO): snoRNA splicing
Cellular component (GO): U2-type spliceosomal complex
Molecular function (GO): metal ion binding
Source: RefSeq, a predicted model, not a curated record
CCGCCCCCUUCUGGCCUCCAUUUCUGUAUUAAAAAACCAAUCCCUAAUUUUGAAAUUUCCUUGCAAUUGCGGGCAUAUUCAGUAUCUCUUACCCUGUGAACUCUGAAAAUUUCCUUUCUUUCUCAGUUAAUUGACAAUACCCAAUUCAUGAUUUUGGGUAUUUGUGUAAAAUUAAUGUAUUUUUCAGUGUAAUCAAACCCAAAUUUUGUAUCUUGAAGAUGGCGGAUUCUGAUCAAUCUCAAGCAGAACCAGUUUGCAACUUUUUUAGAAAGCCUUCUAAGAACAAGAACAUUAGGAAAAGAACCAUUAAAGACGACGAAGACGAUGAUGAUGAUGAUUCAAACAAUGAAACUUCAUUGUUAAAUACUCAUAGAAAAACCCCUAAGCCUGAUGAUAAGCUAUACUUUUCGACCGGACCUUCUAAGACUUCUAGGAUAGCUGCUGAAUCCAAUGCGGAAUCUGAUAGACCAAUCUUUCAAUUCGAGUCAUCAAAGGAAAUCCAAGUUCAGCACGACAGUAGAGCUACUGCGACUUUAGAAACCGAGACUGAUUUUUCAAGGGAUGCUCGAGCUGUUCGCGAGAGGGCUUUAAAGCAGGCAGAUGAGGCUCUGAAAGGUAAAAAAUCGACUUCUGGGGAUGCAAAGUUGUAUAAGGGAAUCCAUGGAUAUACGGAUCAUAAGGCGGGUUUUCGAAGAGAGCAAACUAUUUCUAGCGAAAAAGCUGGUGGGGCACAUGGACCUCUUAGGGCAUCCGCACAUAUUAGGGUGUCGGCUAGGUUUGAUUAUCAGCCGGAUAUAUGUAAGGAUUACAAAGAAACCGGUUAUUGUGGGUAUGGAGAUUCGUGCAAGUUUAUGCAUGAUCGGGGAGAUUAUAAGCCUGGUUGGCAGCUUGAGAAGGAGUGGGAAGAAGCAGAAAAGAUGAGGAAGAGAAAUUUGGCUUUGAAAGAGAUGGAGGGGGACGCAGACGAUAACAUUGAGGAAGAAGUUGAUGACGGAGAUGAUGAUGAAUUACCAUUUGCUUGUUUCAUUUGUAGGCAACCUUUUGUUGAUCCGGUUAUGACCAAGUGUAAACACUACUUCUGCGAGCACUGUGCUUUGAAGCACCAUGCGAAGAACAAGAAAUGUUUUGUAUGCAACCAACCCACACUUGGAAUUUUCAAUACAGCUCACGAGAUACGCAAAAAGAUUGCUGAAGCUCGUAAACAGUAGAGGUUUUGGUCUGGAUAUCUUCUGGUAUGAGUAUGACCAUGUUUUUUAAACUUUGUAGUAUAUCUGAACAUCUUGUCUUCUUGCUCAUCAAAUAUGCAAGAGCUUCAUUUUUUAGUAAUACCAAUGUGCUUUUUGUACUCCUGUUAUUGAGAAUGCAAGAUAUUAGUGCUUCUAUAACACUUUUGUAUUGUGUUUUAGGAAUUGAAUCUGACCAUUUUAGAUGACCAGUUUAA